UUGACCCUGUUCCCGCCUUGCUUGUUGAGCUCGUCGAGUUUAUAACAGUUCGCGAUGUUUUUUAAAGCAUAAAGGAAACUCUAGAUUUGUUUAUUUAAAGCAACUUUUGACUGUAAACCGUGAUUGUAAUUUUGUUCUUCAAUGAAUGCAAUAUUGGGUCAAAAGUUUAUAAUUCUUAAAAGUAUAUAGGUACAUAGAAAUAAUCGUUGACUCCGGAAUAUCAAGAUGGGUAUUACCGGUUUAAUUCCGUUUUUGAACAAAGCAUCAAAGAAAAGUAAUGUUUCUCAGUUUUCUGGAGGUACCGCAGCAAUCGAUGCUUAUUGUUGGUUGCACAAAGGUGCAUUUUCCUGUGCUGAUAAAUUGAUUAUGGGCCAAUCAUCAGAUGCAUAUGUUAAAUAUUGUAUGAAACUGGUCCAUAUGUUGAUUGCGGCCAAGAUAAAACCUAUUUUGGUUUUUGAUGGUCGUCACUUACCAGCUAAAGCAGACACAGAAGUCAAAAGGAGAGAGCAAAGAGAAGGCAAUAAGCGGAGAGCGGCUGAAUUGAUGCGAAUGGGAAAAGACAGUGAAGGAAAAAAUUUAUUGAGGAGAUCAUUAGACAUAUCGCACGAGAUGGCUUUAGAAGUUAUAAAACAGUGCCAGAUCGAAAAUGUUGACUGCAUCGUGGCACCUUACGAAGCAGACGCUCAGUUAGCCUAUUUAAAUAUUUCUGGCAUAGCUGAUGUCGUUAUUACAGAGGAUAGUGACUUGACCUUAUUUGGUUGUAAUAAGAUAUUCUUCAAGAUGGACAUAAACGGCAAUGGACUAUUGGUAGAGCAGGAUCGCCUCCAUCUGGCAAUGGGGGUUCGUGCUGAGCACUUUGACAUGGAUAAAUUUCGCUACAUGUGUAUUCUAUCUGGCUGUGAUUAUUUGCCUUCGCUCCCUGGCAUUGGAUUAUCUAAAGCAUGUAAAUUUAUAUUGAAAAGCACCGAGGCCGACAUUUACAACUCUCUUACGCGAAUAGCCUCAUAUCUCAACAUGAAAUCUUUAGUAGUGACAAAAGAGUACAGAGAUUCAUUUCUACGGGCAUUUGUAACAUUUAAACACCAACUUGUCUACUGUCCGAUAAAAAGAAAACAAGUACGACUUUAUUCACCACCUCCACACGUUACGGACGAGCAAUUACGACACGCCGGUGUUGAACUAGAUGAGGAUUUGGCCUGGCAGCUAGCUCUUGGAAAUUACGAUCCAUUUUCGCUGAAAAAGCUUCAUGACUUCGAUCCUGACAAUCGACCGAAACGCCCUCUUCGAACGAAUUCUUGGACAGAUAAAGAAAUCGUAAAACAUCCUAGCAUUUGGUCGCAAAGUUUUACGAAAGAAAAAAGUACUGCCCCCAAAACGAAGAGCUCUACCCCUGUAUUUCCAAAUACAUCAGGUCAGGUGAUGACGUUAAAAACAACAAUUAUACAAAAGACGACUACAAGGAAACGAAAUUUCGAAGAAUUUGAAGAAGAGGAGGAUAUGUUGGCAAUAUAUGGUUCUGUACCGAAAAAAAUCGAAUCUGCUGAAUUAAAAUCGCCAUCAAAAACGAAACCCGAAGACAAAGACGAAGAGGAUAAAUCCAAGUCUCCCGUAAUAAGUCGACGAAUAAGAAAUCCGUUUGUGAAAGGGGCGGAUGGUGUUUCCCCGAGUCUCCUAACGAGAACCAGAAGAAGAACGCGACUCAACGUGUUCACGCCAACCGUAAUCGACAAUACAGUGGUUGCUCAAAGCAAAUUUUUCAGUUCCGCGUCUUCCACGUCAGAGGGGACGGACAGCGAGUCGAAAUCCAGCGAAUUUAAAAGCAUAACUGACGAUAGUUCGACUGAAGAAGCGAAAGUUAAGGGAAAAGAAAAUCUAGAUGUGAAUCUGCCAUCGGCAACGAGAGAAGACACAGAGAAAGAAUAUUUUGAAGAGGUUGAGGAGAAAUCACCUAAUUCGAAGGAGGAUGAAAUUUCCGCCGAUUUUCCGGAAGGAAGUGGUUCCGCUGAUAUAAUGGAUACAAGUAUUGGCCUUUCGAGUGUUCAUAUUCACUCGCAAUCCGAGUCACAAGGGGACAAGUCGCCGGGAAAUUCGGAAAUGUCGGAAAAUAUUGAGUCUAUGGCUACACAAGAAUUAUUGAAUGAUAUGGAUACUAGAAGUUCUAGUCCUGACUCGGAGUUGGAGUAUUCUGUUGAUAGUAGCAGCAUCGAUCAUGUUAGGCCCAGUUUGUUCAAAUGGGAAAACACGAAGAGAUUGGAAGUUAAGAGGUUGGAGUCUUCGAACAAAUCUAAAUUGGUGCAACCAAGUAAGAAAAGAAUUGUUCGAAAUUCGACAUCUGCCAAAAAAUCAUUGUCGUCGCAAGGCCAACAAAGUCUUCUAAAUAUGUUUGGAUUCCAGAAGAAAGCGAGUCUAAAGCACUGAAGGAAACUUUGAAACUCAACACAAAACUGUCAUUUUGUAUUACUUUAAAGUUUAAACGGUUCUACUGCAUUUUUUAGUUUUAAGAUAUUUCUUUGGUAGGUUUGUAAGCAAUGAAGUAUAAUUUUGUAGCGUCAACUUUCUUGUUUAAAAAAUAAUAUUUUAUUUAUAUAUCAUUAAGCGAAAUAGUUUUCAAAAUAUUAAUAUAUUAGGAGUAAAGUUAAAUUGUCUUUUUGAAUUGAAUUUUUUUACUUUUUUCUACCUGCAGAAUAGUUUCUUGUUUAAGAUCUUUUUUGAUGAAUGCAUAUUACAAACUCAGGAAACUGCUCAUCGCAUUUUUUUCUUGUAAAAACAUCAAUUGUUUUUUGUUAAGAUAUUUCUGUUUAAGUUAUUUAAUACAAUUUCGUGAAAAUCUGUGAUAAAAAUGACAAAAGCUCGAGAACUUUUUACUUUUUCUUGAAAGGAUUGUAAAUGAUCUAUUAAUAAAAAAAGGGAAAGUGGAAA
This is a messenger RNA of Belonocnema kinseyi, 2919 nucleotides long. RefSeq names its product exonuclease 1 (gene tos). The record is from RefSeq and is a predicted model, not a curated record. The transcript has 9 exons. Gene Ontology annotation, molecular function: metal ion binding; 5'-3' DNA exonuclease activity; 5'-flap endonuclease activity. Gene Ontology annotation, cellular component: nucleus. NCBI's taxonomy places the organism in Eukaryota, Metazoa, Arthropoda, Insecta, Hymenoptera, Cynipidae. The coding region runs from base 226 to 2418 and encodes 730 amino acids. Gene Ontology annotation, biological process: DNA recombination; mismatch repair.